UUGCCUAGAAGUAUCAGUCAACGCAAUACAGACACAUAUACGAGGCCAGACACGAGGUGGAGCUCCUCGAUCUCGCUGCGCUCAGUCUCUUGUCACCAUGGCCGCGCACGGCGCGUCCGGUCGGCUGGAGAGCAUCCUCACGGACUCGUCGGCGCCGCUUGCGAAGCGCGCGUGGGCGGCGGGGACGAUCGAGCUCGGGCUGCUGACGCGGCUGGCGGCGCCGGCGGUGGUGACGUACAUGAUCAACUACCUCAUGUCCAUGUCGACGCAGAUCUUCUCCGGCCACCUUGGCAACCUCGAGCUCGCCGCCGCCUCGCUCGGCAACACCGGCAUCCAGAUGUUCGCCUACGGCCUCAUGCUUGGCAUGGGUAGUGCAGUGGAGACUCUCUGCGGACAAGCCUACGGCGCACGGAAGUACGAAAUGCUUGGAACUUACCUACAACGAUCUGCCGUGCUCCUGUGCUGCACCGGCAUACCGCUUGCGGUGAUCUACGUUUUCUCUGAACCAAUCCUCCUGUUCCUGGGACAGUCACCAGAGAUUGCCCGUGCCGCGUCCAUUUUCGUAUACGGCCUGAUACCUCAGAUCUUCGCCUACGCUUUCAAUUUCCCAAUCCAGAAGUUCAUGCAGGCUCAGAGCAUUGUUCUGCCGAGUGCUUACAUCUCAACCGCAACGCUAGCGUUGCACCUGCUGCUGAGCUGGGUUGUCGUUUACAAGGCUGGGCUGGGGCUGCUUGGUGCCUCCCUGGUGCUGAGUCUGAGCUGGUGGAUCAUUGUGGCGGCGCAGUUUGGGUACAUUGUCAUGAGCCCGACGUGCCGCCAUACAUGGACCGGGUUCACCUCGCAAGCCUUCUCUGGCUUGACGGAUUUUAUUAAGCUCUCAGCGGCAUCUGCAGUUAUGCUGUGCCUUGAGACAUGGUACUUUCAGGUCCUCGUGCUCAUUGCCGGCUUGCUCCCUAACCCUGAGCUUGCAUUGGAUUCCCUAUCUGUGUGCAUGACAAUUGCUGGAUGGGUGUUCAUGAUCUCAGUAGGUUUCAAUGCCGCUGCAAGUGUAAGAGUGAGCAAUGAGCUUGGUGCCGGCAACCCCAAGUCGGCAUUUUUCUCAGUAUGGGUCGUCACCGUGCUCUGUGGAACAAUCACUGUCAUCCUUGCAAUUGUGAUCCUCUGCCUUCGAAAUUACAUCAGCUACUUGUUCACAGAGGGUGAAACAGUUUCCAACGCUGUGGCGGAUCUCUGCCCGCUGCUCACCAUCACGCUCAUUCUCAAUGGCAUCCAACCUGUUCUAUCUGGUGUUGCUGUUGGAUGUGGAUGGCAACAGUUUGUUGCUUACGUGAACAUCGGUUGUUACUACAUCGUAGGCGUUCCCCUUGGUGUUGUUCUAGGUUUUGUCUUCAAGCUCGGCGUAAAGGGCAUUUGGGGUGGCAUGAUUGGAGGUACGGCCAUGCAGACGGCCAUUCUGCUAUGGGUCACCAUCAGAACUGAUUGGAACAAAGAGGUGGAGGAGGCACAGAAAAGAUUGAAUAAGUGGGAGGAUAAGAAGGAACCCCUUCUUACAGAUGUCAAGAAAGAUGAUAAUUAAACGACCCAUGAUCACGAGCGUUGGGAGGGGACCGAAUUCAGGUGUCUUCACACUUGAGAUGAUAUACCGUCAGGGACUGAUUCCCAGAUUUGAGACGUUAAAUAACACCUCAGGUCAUGACCGGAUGGGGGCCGUGGCCUUUUUUUUCAUGCAAACAAAAAGGUCAUGGGUAAGAGAACUGUGCCCAAAGAACGCAUAGGAUCGAGUAGGGGUGUCAAAAAUAUUCGAGCUCGACAAACUGUUUGAACUCGAUUACUCGAGCUCGGCUCGAAGUGUAAACAAGCCGAACUCAAAUAUGCCCUCAGGCUCGCGAGCCUCAUGAGCUCGAGCUCGAACGUUCGUUGAAGCUUGGUAAACGCUUACCUUACGUGUAAAUUAUCUUAGGCCUGUCGUGCUUGUUCACGUGAGCCCAGUGAAUUUCAGCCAUUAGCAUGAAUCCUCCGUUC
This is a messenger RNA of Lolium perenne, 2022 nucleotides long. RefSeq names its product protein DETOXIFICATION 40. Gene Ontology annotation, cellular component: membrane. The record is from RefSeq and is a predicted model, not a curated record. Gene Ontology annotation, biological process: xenobiotic detoxification by transmembrane export across the plasma membrane. NCBI's taxonomy places the organism in Eukaryota, Viridiplantae, Streptophyta, Magnoliopsida, Poales, Poaceae. Gene Ontology annotation, molecular function: antiporter activity; xenobiotic transmembrane transporter activity.